AUGUCUUCUAUUGAUGUGGCUGGUGCCGUCCGCAAUAUUCUUGGAGACAGCAAUCUUAACUCUGAGCUAUCUACCGCUUUGGUUUCAUUAGCUUCUGCUCUGGAUCAGCUGAAGAAACAACAAAUUCAAAUGAAGGAUCAGCAGGACGCCUCAACUAAAGAACUGGAAUUAGUCCGCCGUAUGUCGAGGACUAAUUGGUUGCUUGUGAUCAAUUUGCCCCUGCCUUUCGGCCUAUCAAAAGGCCAGGCUUUGCAACGUCUGUUCGACAAUUUGAAUUACUCCAAACCGCUUUUUGACUCAGAACGUGAUCUUCUGGCUGCAGAAAUUCUUUAUGUGAACAAAAACGGAGCAACUUGUAACAUGUCUUUCUUUGUCGCGCAGCGACACUAUGACCAUAUAAUGGGGGCCGAGUUUCAACGCAAACUAGUAACCAGCAACCAAAAUGUUCCAAGAGGUAUGCGAAAUUAA
Cylicocyclus nassatus is the source of this 468-nucleotide messenger RNA. Lineage: Eukaryota; Metazoa; Nematoda; Chromadorea; Rhabditida; Strongylidae. The record is from the annotation of a GenBank genome assembly.